AUGGCUAAUUUCUUUUCAUUAGGUGGGAAUCAAGAACAACAACAUCAAGAAAUUAGCAGCAGCCAAGCAUUAGUACCCACAGAGAGUAAUAAUUGGUUUUUGUACAGAAAUGAACAUCAUCAUCAUCAUCAUAAUCAAGAAAUACCCAACACUUACAAAGGUUUUGAGUUAUGGCAAAGUGGUAACACUCCACAACACCAACACCAACACCACCAACAACAACAACAGUUUCGUCAUCCGAUUUAUCCUUUGCAAGAUCUUUAUUCCACUGAUGUUGGAUUAGGGGUUGGGCCAAGCAGAAGUGGCUUUGAUAUAUCUGCAGGUGAUCAUGAGGCGUCGAGGUCGGGAUUCGUGAUGAUGAGGAGUGGUGGAGGAGGAAUAAGUUGCCAAGAUUGUGGGAACCAAGCUAAGAAAGAUUGUCAACAUAUGAGGUGUAGGACUUGUUGUAAGAGUAGAGGGUUUCAGUGUCAAACUCAUGUGAAAAGUACUUGGGUUCCAGCAGCUAAAAGGAGAGAAAGGCAACAACAACUUGCUGCUUUGCAACAACAACAACAAGGACAUAAUAAUAAUAAUAAUAAUCAUAAGAAUAAAAGGCAAAGGGAGGAUCCAAGUGCUUCUUCUCUUGUGUCUACUCGUUUGCCUUCAAACACUAAUGGGUUAGAAGUGGGAAAAUUUCCAUCAAAAGUACGUACAAGUGCUGUAUUUCAGUGUAUUCAAAUGAGUUCAAUUGAGGAUGAUGAAGAUCAAUUAGCAUAUCAAGCUGCUGUGAGCAUUGGUGGACAUGUUUUCAAAGGAAUUUUAUAUGAUCAAGGUCAUGAAAGUCAGUACAAUAACAUGGUUGCAGCCGGAGGCGAUACGUCUUCCGGUGGUAGUGCUGGCGGAGUUCAGCACCACCACCAUAAUUCCGCUGCAGUAGCUACCGCCACCACUACAAGUGGUGGCGAUGCUACUGCAGCGGGUCCAUCGAAUUUUCUAGAUCCUUCUUUAUUUCCAGCUCCCCUUAGCACUUUUAUGGUAGCUGGUACGCAAUUUUUUCCACCUUCAAGAUCUCCUUGA
Solanum lycopersicum (tomato) is the source of this 1056-nucleotide messenger RNA. Its product is annotated as expression of terpenoids 1. Gene Ontology annotation, cellular component: nucleus. NCBI's taxonomy places the organism in Eukaryota, Viridiplantae, Streptophyta, Magnoliopsida, Solanales, Solanaceae. The record is from RefSeq and is marked provisional. Gene Ontology annotation, molecular function: DNA-binding transcription factor activity; DNA binding. Gene Ontology annotation, biological process: positive regulation of DNA-templated transcription.